CCGGAAGAAACCACUUCGCCUGAAUAAACAUGAACUCCAAGCUGGCUGUGGCUCUCUUGGCAACCUUCCUGCUCUCUCUGACUCUUUGUGAAGCUGCAGUUCUGACACGGAUUGGUACAGAGCUUCGAUGCCAGUGCAUAAAGACACACUCCACACCUUUCCAUCCCAAAUUUAUCAAAGAAUUGAGAGUGAUUGAGAGUGGACCUCACUGUGCAAAUUCAGAAAUCAUUGUAAAACUUGUUGAUGGAAGAGAACUCUGCCUGGACCCCAAGGAAAAGUGGGUGCAGAAGGUUGUGCAAAUAUUCUUGAAGAGGGCUGAGCAGCAAGAGUCAUAAAAAAAUGCAUUCUCCAUACUAUCCAAGAAUUCCUCAGUAAAGACGCCAAAACAUUCAAAAAAGUCUACUUCAAUGCUUUAAAUACUGCAUGGAUCUGUCGUAGGGCUGCCUGAUAAAAUGUAGGAUUCUCAGUUAAACCCGAAUUUCUAUAAAGCUGUGAGUUGCUUUUUCAUUAUCCCAUGCACUAUCCAGUAGAUGUUUAUACUGAAAAUUAUUUGACCCUAUAGCAAACAACAAAUAAAUUUUAAAGAUAAGAAUAUCUUAGAUAGUGCAUGGGACAAUGUACAAAGAACAAACCUGAGGUCAAGGGCCAGGGGAAUACCUGGCCUUCAAUGUCAGGAAUUGGUUUGUGAGAAGUGUGAUGUUUCAAUCAUCACAUGAAAAUGAUGGGACAAUCAAGUUUGCUGAAAUUCAUAGUUAGCUAAGAAUACUGGAAUUGUUAUUUGUUGCCACUGGCAACCCUGGUCUGUUGGUCAGGCCAUGAGUUCCAAGCCAACUGUCUUGAUUACUCCUUUAUCCCUAACCAAGAGAAAAUGUAUCAGCCAACAUCCUACCUCACAGGGAUGUUGUGAGGGCACAUGGAAGCACUUUACAUUUUUUUCAUGUUCAUGUAAAUUAUUUUCAAGUGUAACUUAUUCACUUAUUUAUUAUUUAUUUAUUUAAGCAUAAGCAUGAAAUAUAGUAAAAUGUUUGCCUUAUGGAAAAUGGGAAGCAUUGUUCAGAGGAUAUUAUAAUGAUAUUAGAGUGAAUUUAUAUUUAUUUUAGAUAUUAAAUGAUAUUAUAUUAGAGAACUUCUGAUCAGGGCUUCUAGCAAUAGCAAAAAAUGUGUUUCAGAUAACAACUACCUUUUAAAUCUUAAGUAAAUCAUUAUUUUUUUGAAAUUUUAAUUGAACUCAAAGUCUUAGUUUUUUACAUUCCUCAUCUUCUGUUGUCAUUGUGAGCUUUGGUAUGUAGUUCUGUGUUGAAGCACAGAAUCUUGAGUUAGAAUUCCCUGUCUCAAAACAGCAAAAAGUCACCAGGCAAUGUUAGCCAAGUAAUGUUUGUGGGAUAAAAUGCAUUUAUUAUGCACAGAUUCUUAUAAUUUUAGUUAAAUGAUUGUGGUUUUCAACACCAGGUUUUAUUUUUUUGUAAAUCGAAGAUGAUAUUUUGUGUAACUAAAAUUUUC
Oryctolagus cuniculus (rabbit) is the source of this 1500-nucleotide messenger RNA. It is a transcript of the gene CXCL8, whose product is annotated as C-X-C motif chemokine ligand 8. Lineage: Eukaryota; Metazoa; Chordata; Mammalia; Lagomorpha; Leporidae. Gene Ontology annotation, biological process: immune response; defense response; chemotaxis. Gene Ontology annotation, cellular component: extracellular region. The record is from RefSeq and is marked provisional. Gene Ontology annotation, molecular function: chemokine activity.